Aspergillus melleus is the source of this 4485-nucleotide messenger RNA. RefSeq lists its product as uncharacterized. Gene Ontology annotation, cellular component: autophagosome; cytoplasm. Gene Ontology annotation, biological process: autophagy; autophagosome organization; protein autophosphorylation. Gene Ontology annotation, molecular function: protein binding; protein serine/threonine kinase activity; ATP binding. Bases 1 to 4485 code for a protein of 1494 amino acids. The transcript has a single exon. NCBI's taxonomy places the organism in Eukaryota, Fungi, Ascomycota, Eurotiomycetes, Eurotiales, Aspergillaceae. The record is from RefSeq and is a predicted model, not a curated record.
AUGGCGUCUCGACUGUCGAACAUUCCUUCUGAGUCCCACGGCGAAGACGAGUCGUCUUCUCCACUGGACUUUAUCUCCGCAGUAACCACCAUCUCCACCAUCUACAGUCGCGGGCGAUACCUCAACUUUGACGAUGUAGACGGCAAUCCACGGGAGAGAGAACAGUCUCUCCUGGGACAGGGCUCAGUCUUCGUUGCAUACAAGCGAGAGAUUCAACAAAAGGUUCCCUCCCAGACGCGGAUCGGCCAGUAUGACACCAAAUGCACGCCGGUCGUCUUCAAAAAGCCCAAGACGCUGUUUGACGCCUCAGGGCAGUGCAUGCUGCCCGAAGAUGUCGCAGGAUUUCUCAUGGAAGCUCGCAUUCUUUCCCACCGACCGCUCUACUGGCACCCAAACAUAAUCACGCUAAUGGGCAUUUCGUGGUAUUUCGACCUUUUCGUCAGGACGCCCGCAGUGCAACCACAGCUUGUUCUCGAGGUUGCCGACCAAUCCUUGGACAACCUGCUAAAGAGUUCCACCGACAUUCCCUUUCAAACCAGAAUUCGCAUCUCGUUGGACAUUACUAACGGUCUUUCGGCAAUCCAUGCGUGCGGCAUCAUUCACGGAGAUAUCAAACCGGCCAAUAUUCUUCUAUGCCACGCUUCAACGGGCCCAGACAGCACCUUCACAGCGAAGAUUGCAGAUUUCAGUCACUCCUGGGUGAGCAAGAAUGUUCCGUGCAGGCGGCUGGUUGGGUCCCCAAAUUACAGGGCACCAGAAAUUGUUCGCCGCGAAACGAUCGUCGACUUUCGACCGGCCGACAUCUAUUCUCUGGGCGCAACCUUGUGGCGAGUCCUCGUGAGAGAUGCGGAAAUUCCCGCAUCCAUCCCAUCCGGCGGUACGUUGCAAGGUGCCUCGUCUUACGACCCCUAUCUUGCAUCGAUUCUGGGAGAGCUGCGGCGGUAUCUACAGCAGGAUGCCAAUGAGGGCAGGUGGCCGUUCCUCCGGAACAUCUUCCGCGCUUCUCUUUCUCUAGUCCCCGAGUCUCGCCGCCUGGACAGCAUCCAGCAGGAAAUCCUUUUAAUAUUGCGCACGGGACAGGAUGCUCUCGACAGUGAGGAAUUGGCCGCCAUUAUGGGCCUGGUGAACUCGAUCCCGCCGAGUCCCCUGCCCAACCAAUUGCCUCAAAAGAUAGUGAUCAAUUACCAAUUGUUCCAGCGCGCCCGAGGUCCCGUUCACGAUCAAAUGAUGGAAGCUCUCUAUAGGAUUUCUCAUGACCCGAACGAUGUCAGGAGACCCCGAGCUCUCUAUGAGCUAGGAAUAUGCAACAUAGCCGGACUGGGGGAUCCGAAGAAUUCAGAUUACAAAGCAGCUCUUUUGAUGAUUCACAAAGCAGCGGAGCAGGGUGAAACUACCGCUCGAGCCUACAUCAGGCGCCUUCUAAAGACAUUUGCCAAAGGGGUGAAUGGACAGAGAGUCCUGCUGCCGGAGCUUCGAGUGCCGGUCGAAUGGGUCGCCGAGGCUGCUGUCGCUGGAUAUGAAGUUGCAUUCCAGGAAUACACCGACGGCGGCGUUUAUCGAAAGGGCAAAGAGUGGGUUUUGUACCGACGUGCGUCGUAUCGCUUUUGCUCGCCAUUAACCGUCCUUGAUGUGUCGCAUUUCCGACAGCUGAUUGAUGAGAUCCCCGGAACGCAAUGGAAGGAAAGGAUGAUAACCAACCAAGUCCGAGACACGGUUCUACAUUGGGCCGCGUAUUGCAAUUUGGAAGAUCAUCUCCGCCAUAUUCUUGACUACGAGGAUGUAGUUCGUGAGAUAAAUGCCCAGAAUGAUUAUGGGGAUACCCCCUUGAUCACUGCAUGCAGUGUGGGCAAUCUGGAAGCCGCGCUGUGUCUGAUGCAGGCCGGGGCAGAUGUCAAUAUAGUGAACACGCGAAAUGAAAGUUGCUUGCACCAUCUGUGGCGGUUUACCGAUGACAAAGGGAGUAUCAUCUUGCAUGAGCUGGUGGAACGUGGAAUCGACUGGGAGAUAGAGACGGACCCCCAUCGUCUUCCUGAAGCCGUCGCGGCAAGCAGUCCCGAGGAUGACCAUACCCUCUCUAUGGUGGAGCUUGACCCUCUUCCCGUUCUUCCCGGGAAGGCGAUCCAGCGCUUGGCCGGACGGGGUCGUACUGUUCUCCUUCAGGAGUUUCUUUUGCUUGCGCCCCCCAGUGAGCCGCGAGAUGGCAACCUCGUACGGCAGAUGAUUCGCUGGGCGUCUACUCUCUCAUUCCCCGAUACUAGGGAGGCACUAAUUAAGUAUGCAAGAGGACAGAGGCCGACGAACGAUCCUGGUAAUCUCGACGACGAGUGGUACUCUGUUCCUGUCGAAGACACAACCUUCGAAAUGGGCGGCCUCCAAAAGGGGUUUAUGGAUGCCGUCGCCCAAGGAUGGCAGUCCACUCGAAGAGAUGGAUGGAGGACCCCUGAUAUCUGGUGGAGGAUAUGCUGCCAUGGGCCAAGUUGGCAUGAACGGCUCCGUAGCACGAUGGACUCGAUAAUCUGGAGUUCCUCCAAGGCGCUUUGCUGCUACGAGGACACGCUGUUGUUUGCCCUACAGAUCCACAGUUCCAACUUUACUCGUCUCUUCCUCCGGACAUACACGAACACCAAACUAGCGUCUCGUAUCCGUGACAGGGACCGCGUAACUUGCACCUGCAAGCGCGGGGCAUCGACAGCUCUUGACACGAGAAGAAAGAUACGGCUCCAGCCAAUGGUAAGGCCAAUUGACAAGAUCUUCUACAAAGAUGGCCGGUCCCUGCUUCACCUGACUAUCAUUAUGGGUCUGAGACAGGCCUUCCUCGAUAUACUGCAUGAGUUUAAUGCAGAUGUUGAGCGACUAGUGGAAAGCUCAUCUUCCAGCGACUAUCCAUCUCACUCGCUGAAUUGUUAUUCAUUGGUGGCUAUGUAUUCGAAAGAUAGCUGGUUUAUGAAUGCGCUUCUCGAAGCUGGCUUGGAUUACCACUACUCCGGUCCACUGCAAAGCUUGUUCAGCUGGACGGUGGUCACUCCUUUUAGUCCCUGGUUCAACUCAUACUAUCUUUUCAUCCCACCAUUGCUGCAUGCUUUCGAUCACGGAUACCACUUUUUAGUGCGAUUCCUCCUUGACAAUGGGGCUAAGAUCGAUGAGGAAAUAACUCCUUACUCAACUGUCUUCGAUUACAUUCUCUCGCCCGCAUUGAUCAAUAGAGCCACGCUGCGGUUUCUUUUCUCCAAGAAUGGGCUCUACUCAGGUGAAGACGGCGCGAUGAAGCAAAUCAGUCCGUCCUUACUUCCGCAGCGUCUCUUUAAAGAAGGAAACGGGCUACGUAUCUUCCAGCUAAUUUGCGAACAGCAACAGCUGAGAUCUGAUGAGACUCUUUCAGUGUUUCAUCAAUUCAGAAGGGCACAUCUCUGUCAAUACCCGUUUGAUCUUUAUAUGAAUUGCCUGUGGAAGUCCGGUGCACAUCUACUGUCGCCUGCGGUCGUAUUACCCUUCAAUAUCCUGUAUCUUCCCAUUCUCUACCACACAUCACAAUCGCCUGUUCCCUGGCAUCAAUUCAGGCAAGCCAAGCAAUGGGCGAGGGUCAUGUUAAGUAAGCCCCUCGGAAGACAUCCGGGCGCCUCGGACGAGGCGGCGAGGGAUGAGACCUAUUUCAUUGAUAUCUGGAAUGAGCUACUACGCAUAUUCCCGAACACUCAAGUGACGCCCCUGUGGUACCGCGAAGGCUACAGCUUUUAUCGCUCGAGAUCUCUCCUGGCAAUGGCUCUCAUUGGCAACAAAAACACGGAUUUCGGACCGUGGCUGAUGAGCACUCCCACCAUUUGCCAUCACAGUCGCUGGUCAGAAGAGGCAGAAAAGAAAUGGUCACAGCCGAAUUCAAUUGCCCAGGCGACAACAAAGCUCUAUGAAAAGACAAUUCCAUCCCAUCAGCCCUCGCUAGUGAAUUUCUUCUUCUACGAUGAUUACGACUUCCUCCCCAGCGACAGCGAGAUCGCACGAACGCUAUACGAGAUGGGACACCGUCACUCGCUUCUAUACUUCCACGAAGUCCGCAUAAUACUCAUCCUCAUUGCGCUAGCUGUCCCCUUCCUCGUCUACACCAUGAUCGUCCUCCGCCGCAUCACAGUCACGGUAGCAGGUGUCAUUCUUUUCUACCCCUCGCUCGUCCUAUCACUGUUCGAGCGUCCAUACCUCCAUUUGGUUCCCUUGAACCUCUUUAUGCUCGUGGGAUGGCCCUUUGCCAGUAGACCGUUUAUCCAGAUCACGCUACUGGUGCUGUAUUGGCUCGGCUACGUGUUCUCUUUCAUCUUUCUGUGCGGCCUAGCAAAUCGGAUGCUUCAGACAGGUCAAUUGCGUUCGACGGAUCGAUUCCUCUGCAAUGCUUUGUUACCGCAGUUUGAGUAUACUGGGUAUUCUCCUCUUCGUUUGUUUAGGCGACCGAAGAACCGUGAAUUUCCUCUGGAGAAUAGAACGCAGGCUGCUGUAUAA